GGAUACUAUUUAUAAAAAAAGCGUAAUAGGGUAUCUCACCAUUUUUAAUAAUAUAUUUAAUCCUUUGACAACUAAUAAAUUGCAUAAUAAUUUUAUUAGUAAUUCAGUUUUUCUGUAAUGGUUGUGUUUACUCAUGAUACGCAGCAAUGUUAUAGUUUUCGUACGUAUAUAAUUGUUUCAUGCAGUAUCAAAAUGUUAGACGUACAAAUUUAAAGACCGUGUAUUGCAGUGUACGGUUAAAACAAUUACAAAAUAUUACGACAAGAUAAACAAAGUAUUCCGAUCAAUGAUGUUCGGUUAUUACAUUUAGUUGUUAAAAUACAAAUAUGACAACUACGGAGAUAAAUUCAAUAUCAGGCGAGGAAAGUAGCGAGGCUUCGGAUGAAGAAGCAAAAUCAGAAAUUGGAAUGUCUGAAAAAUCAAGCAAAACAUCUUUAUGCAAACUUGAUGAAAAAGGCCGAUUAAAUCUUCAAAAUAUACUGUCAUCCUUCAAUGGUCCUGUUGGCGAAGAACAAGCAUGGGCAUUAUGUUAUCAGGCUGCUAAAACCUUAUCUUCUCUUCCACAAAAUAAGUGUUAUAAGCUGUCAAAGUUAUCACAAAUAUUUCUUCACAAAGAUGGCAAUGUUUUUAUAGAUACAAAAUGCUCAGUUGUCCCUGAACAAAAAGCAGUUUAUUAUCUGGGAACUAUAAUUUUUAAAGCUCUUGAUUUUGGCUCUAAAAAAGGAGAAGAGAGAACUUUGCCCCCAGCUUUGGAGAAGCUUGUUACACUAAUGACAAAUUCAGAUCAAGAUUCUAAAACUGAGACAGAUACAGAACGUUUACAAGAAACAGAUGAUGAAGGUAUUGAAAGAGAUUCUGGAGAAAUGGAUAUAGACGAAUUCGUUAUGGAAGAAACUGAUUCCCCAUAUGAAGGAAAUUCAUCUACAUGUUCUUUGAAACAUGUUUUGAAUUUAUGUACUAUACAUAUGGAGACUACAACUGAAGUAGCAGAGAUGCAUUAUCGUGCUGUCAUACGGGCAUAUGUAGCAGAAGCAUUGGAAUUAUCUCAAUUUUUAAAAAAAGUUGCAACAAAUAAGCUUCACGAGAGUGAAAAAACGUCACUUACUACAGAUAAUUCGAAACACGGAUCAACAUCGUUACACGAAUUAGAUACAUUAGGUUUCAAUGAUUGGGCAAGAUUUUGGGUUCAAGUUAUCAGCGAGUUAAGGAAAGGCGUUAAAUUGAAAAAAGUAGAAGCCAAUUUACAAUCACGAGGACAAGGACAGAGACGAGGUGCAGAAUUCGAAUUAACGCCUUAUGAAAUUUUAAUGGACGAUAUUCGGGAACGAAGGUAUCGUCUGAAAAAGACACCAUCGCCAACACCCUAUUCAAAGAAGGAUGUUCAUGCUAUUAUUCUUGAAUUUAUUCGAAGCCGGCCACCUUUGAAAAAGGCAUCCGAGAGACAAUUACCUCCGUUACGGAAGGAAUGCACUCUUCGAGAAUUGCUGAUGGAGAGUAUAAAAAAACCCCCGAAGCCUUUACGAUCGUCACGAGACAGAUGGCAAAUUCCUACGGUUGAAGAAAGAGCACGAUCGAAUGAACAGACAUCCGACGGUAAUAACGUGAAAGAAAAUGGGUCACCGACCGUACCAAAGCCUGCUCGUAGAGAUUCCGACGGUUUAAAUACCAGACGGACUAGAAAAGUGAUCCCCGUUGAUUUCGAUUUGAAGCUAGAUGCGGAAGAUGAAGACGAUGAGGAUUAUAGCGAUGAACUGAACGUAGCGAGAUUCGAAGAGGAAGACGAGGCCUAUGAUUACCCAUUUGAAAACCGUGAUAUUUCAAACGAUAAUAAGGAUCAUGAUCACGAGAGAGAUGACGACGAUGCGGAUUCAGCGAAUCCUUGGAAAAAAACUGGUGGUCUUCGACUUACGAGAAACGAGUAUCAUCGUUUCUGCGAUACUCAACUGGAAUCAUACGAUCUUGCGACUCAAUGUCCAUCUAGAAGAGCUUCGGCAAGGAAACACGCAGCUAGGCGCAAUAUAGCUCUUACAUCUUUUACUGGGACAACGUCUCUUCCUCAUUCCAGACCUCAAAGUCGACAAUACAUAAGCAUAACAGGAUCUACUUUGAGUCAAGGCACUAGUCCAAAUAUUAGUCUUAAUCCAAGUCCAAGUCUUAGUCCUCAGCCUAGAGCGAGACAGCCUCGGAGAUCGAAUACGGUUGUUGAAGGCAAAGAUAAUUCCGAGGAUCGGAACGUUGAUUGGCAAGAAGAUAAUACCCAGAAGCCUACUUUAGGUGAUAUGUUUUUUGAUGAAAGACUUUCAUUAACGCUAGAAGAAAUCGUACAUAUUCGUAGCGUAUUGACUAAAGCCGAAUUGGAAUCAUUGCCUGUCGAGGGUCAAGUGAAAGAAGACGUAGAGAAAAGACGUGUUUGUUUCUUGUGUCUGAAAACAAGAUUUGGUUUAUUAGGGCCAUGGGGUCAGCGUUGUCGUCUUUGCGAAAGAACAGUCUGCGUGAAAUGUUACUCUAAAAUGCGGAUUCCAACCGAACAUUUUGCUCAUGUACCGGUGGUAUUAUUGUCUCCUGGUUUAUUGUUAUCACCGUCAUCUUCUGAACCAGAUACAAGUGGAAAAAAUUCUUGGUUAAGAGGUACUGGUGCAGUUGGUUCAGCGCCAGCUUCACCAGCUUCUAGGCGUAAAGAUUCUGCAUUGCGAAGUAUAACACCUUCCUCUACUCCUGCCACUACACCCCUUUCGGCCGUAACGCCAACUUCGAUUCCUUCAUCUAGUUCUCGGCGAGAUAUUGAUACUUGUGCUACAGAAAAAAGAAAUUAUAAAGGAAGUGGUAGUCCAGCAACUACCACAACUACAAAAGCAUUUUCAACAUUUGCUAGUCCAAGUUCCGAACAACGAUUGGCGGCAGAACGAUUACGAGGUGUUGCUAUGGUUGUCUGUCACGACUGCCGGAUCAUGGUGAUACAAAUUAUUAAAAGUUCGAGGACAACUCGAGCUACGAUACGCAACAAUGUUAUUUCUCGUCUUACUUUAAGUCUCUCACCUGCAUAUGUUUAAAAUCUCUUUACUGAGCUAAAAUCCAAAAAUAUUAUAAAGCUCGGUUAAAAAAAAAAAAAAGGAAAAAAAAAGAAAAAAAAAAUAGACAACCCUGCAGUUCUAGUGAUGGAAGAUAAUCUUAAAGAAAAAAAUGAAUAUAAAAUAAUGUAAGAAAUAACCUGUAGAUUAUAGAUCCUUUUUCUUGUACAAUAUCACUGUUGAUCUUCCACAGAUACAUUCCAAGUGGUAACUAAGCACAGUUUAAAAUCUGUGAUUACAUCUUUGGCAUGAUCAAAGAAUAAAGCAGGGGAUGUAUAUAAAUCUUAAGAUAUGUUAUUAAAUAAGUUUAAUUAUAUGAGUAACAUUA
This is a messenger RNA of Vespula pensylvanica (western yellowjacket), 3396 nucleotides long. It is a transcript of the gene spir, whose product is annotated as protein spire. Gene Ontology annotation, cellular component: cytoplasmic vesicle membrane; cell cortex. Gene Ontology annotation, molecular function: actin binding. Gene Ontology annotation, biological process: Golgi vesicle transport; cleavage furrow formation; actin filament polymerization. The transcript has 14 exons. NCBI's taxonomy places the organism in Eukaryota, Metazoa, Arthropoda, Insecta, Hymenoptera, Vespidae. The coding region runs from base 327 to 3050 and encodes 907 amino acids. The record is from RefSeq and is a predicted model, not a curated record.